CUCAGCUCCCCUCCGUCCCUUCUCGUGGAAAGGCUCUCGAGCGUCCCUCGCGCAGCUACCAUGGUGCACUGGACCGCCGAGGAGAAGCAGGCGAUCAUCACCCUUUGGGCCAAGGUCGACAUGGCCGAAAUCGGCUUGGCAACUCUGGCUAAGACGUUGGUGGUGUACCCCUGGACCCAGCGCUUCUUUGCCCACUUUGGGAACCUCUCUAGUGCCAGUGCCAUCUGUGGCAACCCCCAGGUCAAGGCCCACGGCAAGAAGGUGCUCACCUCCUUCGGGGAGGCCAUCAAGCACCUGGACAAUGUCAAGGAGACCUUUGCCAAGCUGAGCGAGCUACACUGUGACAAGCUGCACGUGGACCCUGAGAACUUCAAGCGUUUGGGGAACAUCCUCAUUAUCGUCCUGGCUGGCCACUUUGGGAAAGAGUUCACUCCGUGCUGCCAUGCUGCCUUUCAGAAGCUGGUCAAUGUGGUGGCCCACGCCUUAUCCCUCCGGUACCACUAGACUUCCUGGUGGGCGAAGCAGCCACCUGCCCUGCCCCGCCUGCCUCCAGAACCCCCUCUUAGCCCACAGGUGACACAGUAAAAGCCCUUCUCUCCAGAGCAAA
This is a messenger RNA of Candoia aspera, 607 nucleotides long. Its product is annotated as hemoglobin subunit beta-2-like. Gene Ontology annotation, biological process: oxygen transport; hydrogen peroxide catabolic process. Gene Ontology annotation, cellular component: haptoglobin-hemoglobin complex; blood microparticle; hemoglobin complex. NCBI's taxonomy places the organism in Eukaryota, Metazoa, Chordata, Lepidosauria, Squamata, Candoiidae. The record is from RefSeq and is a predicted model, not a curated record. Gene Ontology annotation, molecular function: haptoglobin binding; heme binding; organic acid binding. The coding region runs from base 61 to 504 and encodes 147 amino acids. The transcript has 3 exons.